CACAUGAUAGAAGGCUUGGUCAAUUUCGAAAUCUUCGUCAUAAUUUUGAAAUUCUACCAUUUUAUAUAAAUAUCAUCAAAUUAAAAGUGGGAGAUAAUACACCAUGAAGUUAUUAACAUUGAUAAGUGUGAUAAUUGCGAUUCUUUUUCAGUUUAUAUUUGGUAUUGAUACCUUAUCAAAUAGCAUAGGGUCAGAUUAUUCCUGUUUUUCUGGAUACCAUCAUUGUAGCGGAACAAUAUGGUGUUGCAAAGAUGGAUAUGUAUGUACAGGGACUGCAACCUGUCUCAGUAUCGCAGCCAUUGUUGGUAUAUCAAUAGGUUGCUUGGUUAGCUUUGGAGUCUUUGUUGCCUUGAUUUGUGUGUGCUACUGCAGAUCUAGAGGACGCAGAGCAAACACUAAUGGAACAGUGAUGCAGCCACAAGGUGCCUCAGUUGGACAACAAGGGUAUCCACAAACAGCUUAUCCACAGGCCAAUUACAAUGCACCUCCUAAAUAAACAUUAUGACAAAGAAGGCUACUACAUAUAUAUACAUAUAUAUAAACAUUUAGUUUUAUAGAUUGUACUUCACCAUGAUAUAUAUUUAUAUAGUUUUAUAAGUUUAUAGAUUGUGCAUCACCAUGUUAUAUACCAUUAAACAUUUACAUCGACGGAGUUUGUUUAUAGUUUUAUAAGGCGAUAAUCAGCCUAUCAAAAUACAAUAUCUUAGACCGGAAACCAGUGAUUAGGAUUAUAUACAGAAAUAGUUUGGAAAAAACAGGUUCAUUUGUGCCAUUUGGACUCAUUCUUCUUUAAUUUUUGAUUUUUCAACAAAAGUAUGUGUCAAAGAGGACUAUUCGUUUUUAUACGCCUGUCUAAGUCCGUCUAAAACGGGACGUAUUAUGGUAUGCAAUGUCCGUCGUACCGUUCGUCGUCCAAUAGUUCGUCCAAUUAUUACUAAAAAAGCUUCCACCAAAUUUUUAAAACUUUGUUGAACUGUAUAUAUUAAUUGACGUAAGCUCUCUUUCGAAUUUUAUAAAUUUCAGAUUUUUCGUUUCCAUGUUAUAGUUUUAUCCUUUUAAAAAAGGGAAUUUUCCAGUUUUCGGACAAUACCUAAAAAGAGCUUCCAUCAACUUUAAUGACACAUUGGUGGAUUGUUUAUAUCUUUUGAAGUUUGCUCCAUUUCGAUUUUUAUAAAUUUCAGAUUUUCACGUUUCCGUGUUAUGAAUAUUUAUGCUGAAAAAAGGGGGAUUUUUCCAGUUUUCGGACUAUCACUCAUAAACGCUUUCACAAAAUUUUAUGAAACUUUGGUGAAAUGUUUAUAUCUGUUGACUUAAGCUACCUUUCAAUUUUUAUAAAUUUCAGAUUUUACGGUGUCCUCAUAGUAGAUACAUGAC
Molecule: messenger RNA, 1374 nt
Organism: Mytilus trossulus (common blue mussel)
Lineage: Eukaryota; Metazoa; Mollusca; Bivalvia; Mytilida; Mytilidae
Exons: 4
Coding region: 104-496 (130 amino acids)
Source: RefSeq, a predicted model, not a curated record